AUGGACGACGAUGCCGACAUGAUAGACAAGCCCAAAAAGAAGAUACCGGUGAAGGUUCUUAGAUACUUCCCCAUUAUACCGAUAUUAAAGAGAUUGUAUCAAUCAACUGGGUUGGAUGAGCAGUUGAUAUGGCACGCGACGAACAAGAGUAAAGAUGGGAAGAUACGUCAACCUUCAGAUUCUUUGGCUUGGAAGUACAUAGACAAAAGAUUUCCCGCAUUUGCUUCAGAUGAGCGUAAUCUGCGUCUUGGGCUUGCUGUUGAUGGAUUCAAUCCGUUUGGCGAUCUUUCUGCAACCCACAGUUGUUGGCCGGUGAUGCUCGUGGUUUAUAAUUUUCCCCCUCAGAUGUGUAUGCAAGCCAAAAACAUUAUUCUGAGCAUGCUAAUUCCAGGAAAAAAGCAACCAGGUAAUGACAUCGAUGUAUAUUUGCAGCCAUUGAUUGAUGAUCUAGGAGCAACGCGUGAAGGGAAGGCAGCAUGCCCUAUUUGUGGUGAUAAUACACUUAGCAACUGGUUAACGUUUAGUCGUAAAACUGUAUACAUGAAUCAUAGGAGAUUCGUUCGUCAUAAUCAUCCUCUUCGACAGAAAUUUAAUGGAGAAAUUGAGAGGAGGGAAAAACCACCUGUUAUGUCUGGUGCUACGAUAUUUGAACAUCAAAGCACUAUUGUGAAUGAUUUUGGGAAAGCAAAGAAGAACGAGGAGGAGAAAAGGGAAGAAAAAGAGGGAAAGAAGAAUAAGAAGAAGAAGAAGAAGAAGAUGACAAAGGAAAAGGGUCAGAGUAGUGCGGCAAAAGGUGCAAAGAAUGGUAAUUCUGAGUGUGGGAAGCGGAAAAGGUAUGAUGCGGCUAGUUCUGGUAUACCAGACGAGAAAACUCAGCUUCAGGUGUUUAAAAAACGGUCGAUAUUCUUGGACUUGGCUUACUGGAAGGAUUUGUUACUACGGCAUAAUAUUGAUGUUAUGCAUACAAAGAAAAAUGUCUGCGAGAGUGUCAUUGGUACUAUUUUGAAUAUAAAGUUUAAAACAAAAGACGGUUUAAAAUCACGUAAUGACUUGAAGAGUAUGGGAAUAAGAUCAGAAUUGCAUCCGCAAGAGAUAAAUGGAAAAACAAUCCUUCCACCAGCACCAUACAGCUUAAUCAACAAGAAUAAGGCUAUACUUUAUAAUAGGAUGAGAAAUUUAAAGGUUCCAUAUGGGUAUAGUUCGGAUCUUAGGAAGCAUUUCUCGAAAGAUGGUUGCUUAGGUGUCCUUAAGGCCCAUGAUUACCAUGUUCUUAUGCAACAAGUAUUACCUGUAUCUUUGAGGGGACUUUUACCUGAGGGGCCAAGUAAGGCGAUUUUCAGGUUGUGUUCUUAUUUUCACGAAAUAUGCCAAAGGGUAGUUCAUCUCGAAAGAUUAGUAGAACUUGAAGUAGAAGUUGAUGAGACUUUGUGUAUGCUGGAGACGUACUUCCCUCCAUCCUUUUUUGAUGUGAUGGUGCACUUGACAAUUCACCUAGCUCGAGAAGUGCGUUUAUGUGGACCUGUACAAUAUCGUUGGAUAUAUCCAUUUGAAAGGUAUAUGAAGACAUUCAAAGAAUAUGUUAAAAAUUACGCACUACCUGAAGCUUGUAUAACAGAGUGUUAUCUUGGAAUGGAAAUGCAUAUGGAUGAGUUAAAAUCUUCUCUUGGGAUGUCUAUUACCGGUGAAGACCAGUUCAUUUCCAUACGGUCGGACACAUUUGGAGAUUGGUUUAAACGAAAGGUAUAUAUGCAAAUUGAACAAGGCGAGUCAGUAUCAAACACGGUAGAGUGGUUGGCAAAAGGGCCUUUAGAAAACUGUGUGUCAUAUAAAAGAUUUCUAAUCAAUGGGUCUAGAUUUCUUACGAAGGAUGUUGAAAGAGUCACACAAAACAGUGGUGUUUCAAUUGAAUCAAAAACUUUAGUUGUAGGACAAUCAGAAACCAUCAGUUUCUACGGUGUUUUAGAAGAAAUUCUAGUGUUGGACUACAUUACUCUUCAAGUUCCCAUAUUCAAAUGUGACUGGGCUCAUACCUAUUUUGGUAUGAAGUUAGAGAAAGGAUUCACAUUAGUCAACUUAAAGCAGCAUAAAAACCAAUUUUGUAACGACCCGUUCAUUUUAGCAUCACAAGCGCGACCAGUUUUCUAUUCUCGAGAGUCAGAUACAUCUAACUGGUACGUGAUGUUGAAACCACCACCUAAGGGUUUCCAUGAAUUAGAGGAAUUCAAUGAAAAGGAUGCAAGUUGCCAACCUGUGGAUACUUCAACUCUUGUCUUACAAAUAGAUGGCGAGAGUGAGAGUUACGCAAGAGAAGAUGCUGAACCUAUUGUAGUGGUUCCGACAAAGAAGAAGAACAAGAGGAAGAAGAAAAAGAAGUUCACAAGUUAG
This is a messenger RNA of Papaver somniferum (opium poppy), 2385 nucleotides long. RefSeq lists its product as uncharacterized. Lineage: Eukaryota; Viridiplantae; Streptophyta; Magnoliopsida; Ranunculales; Papaveraceae. The coding region runs from base 1 to 2385 and encodes 794 amino acids. The record is from RefSeq and is a predicted model, not a curated record. The transcript is spliced from 6 exons.